Molecule: messenger RNA, 1503 nt
Organism: Rotaria sp. Silwood2
Lineage: Eukaryota; Metazoa; Rotifera; Eurotatoria; Philodinida; Philodinidae
Source: the annotation of a GenBank genome assembly
AUGCGUACAAUAAAUUUGUCUUUAGAUCUGAAACCUUGUCGAACAAGUCGAUUGUUGCUAGUGAACAAUAAUAAUAAUAAUAAUAAUAAUAAUAAUAAAGACAUUGAACAGCAACAUCAACAUUUGACUCGAUUUGAACUAGACGGUCUACAAACAUUAUGUUCUCUCUUACGCAAAUUAAAAGACAAAUCGAUCCCGGAAGAUCUUAUUCAACCACAACAACUUUUGGAAUCAAUGGAGCGUCUUCUUAUUGAUCAUGCUUCUGAUGAUACUUUAUUAUCAAUAACUGGUCAAUCGAUAAUUCAUUACAACUAUAAUCAUCAAUAUUCAUUCGAUACAAUUAACAAUCAAAACGAAACGGAGACUUUUCGAGGCAUUAAACGUAAAAAUCCUGAUAAUAACAAUAUGCAACAAUCAUCAUUUCAUCAUCUUCAUCCUUCUCAUCAAUAUGAUACAUUAUCAAUGCAACAACCAACUACAAAUGUUGUUACAUUACAUCCAUCAACAACUGUUUUAUUAAGUGGACCAUUAGCUAGUUCAAAUUCAUCAAAUUAUUAUUCUUCUCAUCCUCCUCCUCCACCUCUUCCACCUCCACAACAACAACAACAACAACAACAACAACAACAUUAUGUUAAUAAUUAUAAUCAAUAUACUCCAACAAAAUCACCAACACAACAACAUUAUCAAACAGAUAAAAAUAUGAAUGCAAAAGAUCGACAUAAACGUGUUCGAUGUAAACAAUGUGAGCCAUGUUGUCGAGAUGAUUGUUCUGAAUGUGUACAUUGUAAAGAUAUGCCAAAAUUUGGUGGUGUUGGAAAAAUGAAACAAUGUUGUUUAACAAAACAAUGUAUUGCACCAAUAUUACCAUCAACAGCAACAUGUCAAGUUUGUUUAAAAAAAAAAGGUUCAAGAAAAUUAUCUCAAUUAAAACCUGAAGAAAUUCUUUAUGAAUGUGAACGUUGUAUGGAAAUACAUCAUUUACCAUGUUUUCAUACUACUCAUUCUGAUGUAUCUACAAAUGAAGGCGUAUUUAGUGAUGAUAUACCUGAAACAUGGUUAUGUCCAAAAUGUAUCACAGCUAAUACACCUGAACCUCCUUUGUAUAAAUUACGACCUAUUGUUCGACGAACAUUAGUUACAACAAAUAAAGGUAAAAAUGGACUUAUUGAAUUACCAUAUUCAGAUCCUUCACAACAACAACAGCAACAACAACAACAUCAUAUUUUACAACAACAACAACAGCAACAGCAACACCAUUAUCAUAUGUAUGGAACACAUAUAAAUACGAAUUUACAUUAUACAGAUUCGUAUGAAAUUAUGGAAAAUGAAGCAAAAAAACGUCGUCUUUAUGCAAGUAUGUAUACAACAAAUGGAAAUAUUGAUUCACCUGGAAUAACAACCAAUCCAUCGUCAUCAAUGCCUAAUAAUCUUGUUGCUCUUGACGAUCUUUCACAAUCAUUGAAUGAUUCGGAUUUAUAUAUUCCACAAAUGUUUGCUGUUUAA